AUGAAAAACCUCAACACGCUCAAGAUUAGCAUCUUGGUAGUUUUACUUUCCUUCAUUCUCAUUUCUUCCUCGUUACCUAGUGGCACAGAAGCCAAAAUUGGUGCCAAAUUAAAGAAAUUUGCCAAGAAAGCUGUCAAGAUUGCCAAAGUUGUUGCACCAUACGCAGCAACAUUUGUUCCAGGUGCUCAAGCUGCUGCUGUUGCCAAGUUUAAAUCAGUCUAUGAUAAAUAUAAGAAGGUGAAGCAAGUUGUUGAUCGUGUUAAGAAAGUUAGAGACACUGUCAAGAAUUUGAAAGGAAAUUUGAAAGGUGGAUUGAAGGGUCUUGCUAAUAAGUAUGCUAACAAGUUUUCUGGCGGUAAAUUUGGUCAAUUGAAGGAUAAAUUUAACAAGAUCAAGGGAAAGGUCAGAAAUAUCAAGGACAAGUUCAAUAAUAUCAAAGACAAGUUUAAUAAUGCUAGAGAUCAAUUUAAUGAUAUUAGAGAUCAAGUGAGAGGUGUUACUGGAGGUGGUGGUGGUGAUGGAGGUGAACAACAACCACAAGGAGGUGAUGAACAAGGUCAACAACAACAAGAACAAUCUCAACAACAAUUCCAACAAUCUGGAGGUGAACAAAGUGUUGAACAAGGAAGUGUUGAACAAUCUCAACAACAACAAUUCCAACAAGUUCAACAACAACAACAAGGAGGUGAACAAGUUACUAAUAAUAAUGGAUAUGUUGCCAAUAAUUCAAAUGGUGGUUUUGCUCCUCGUGUUCGUGGUGGACGUGUUCGUGGUGUUUCUAGAAAUAAUGGUGGUGGAUAUGUCAGUAAUCAAGGUGGAUCUUCUGCUUCAUCUGGUGAAAGUUAUUCAUCUUCUGGAUCAUCAGCGUCAUCUGGUGGUGGUGAUGGUGGUGUUUCUUAUUCUGGAUCAUCAUCUUCUGGUGGUAGUGCUCCUUCUGGUGGUUCUGGUGGAACUUAUAUGAGACAUUAUGCCAAGAGAGGUGGUAGAAGAGGAGUCAGAUUGAGUCUCAAUAUUAAUAUUAAUGGAGUCAAGCAAGCUGCUCAAUAAAUUUCUCAACAAGUAAAAUU
Molecule: messenger RNA, 1067 nt
Organism: Naegleria gruberi
Lineage: Eukaryota; Heterolobosea; Eutetramitea; Acrasida; Naegleriidae
Exons: 2
Coding region: 1-1047 (348 amino acids)
Source: RefSeq, a predicted model, not a curated record